AUGUUUGGACAAAUGCUGACUGACGCUCGUCCGCAGGAUACCGCCGCACUCUGGACGAAAGACGGAAAGAUCGUGAAGCCGAAGGGUAAGGCAGGCACGGGCUCUGGUCUACACCUGGGUCCUGGUCUCUACGUCACAGAUACCUGGUCAACCGGGGUGUUCUACGCGAACUGGAACAGCCACGAAACGCAUAAGCCGCCCAAAGUGUGCGCGGUCUAUGCAAAGUCGGAGUCCGACUGGCGCUCUAUGAUGACCAAGGUCUGGAUGCCGGACAACUUGAUCAGCGCCACAGCUACUGAGGCAGAGAGGCAAAAGUACAUCAAAGAGAAGGCUCCGCACAAGAUGGACACUACCGCCGUCAAGUUCGGUCCUCUAGACCCACAGAGACCGACCCAGCAUCAGCUUGUCAUUCCCGAGGCGAUUGAAGACCACUUCGAAGUGGUAUGCGUGAACCCUACAGCGAACCCGCCUGCGGGAUAUCCUACGCUGCAAUACUCCUCUCCGGCGCUCAAGGCUGAAUGGAAGAUUAUCAGUUAG
Molecule: messenger RNA, 537 nt
Organism: Rhodofomes roseus
Lineage: Eukaryota; Fungi; Basidiomycota; Agaricomycetes; Polyporales; Fomitopsidaceae
Exons: 5
Coding region: 1-537 (178 amino acids)
Source: RefSeq, a predicted model, not a curated record